AUGGCGUCUUCAUCUGAAACAGCAGAUUAUGUUGAAUCAAAUAAAGAAGAUAUUAAAAUUGAUAGUGUAGAAUGUGUUACUAAUGAAAGUGAAGAUAACUCCACACCUGGUACACAAGAAAAUGAUCCUGGUGGAUGUCUAACAGACACUGGUAAAAUAGUUGUACAAGAAACAGAUAAAAGUAAUGCUGAGAAAGUGGAUUUUAAAAUUAUAUAUAAUAAAUCGAAAUAUGAUGUUAGUUUUUCUUUAGAUGAGACUAUACAUCAACUUAAACAACAUGUACAAGGAUUAACAGGAGUUCCUCAUGCUAUGCAAAAACUAAUGUACAGGGGUCUUGCCAAAGAUGAAUGCACACUACGUCAAUUAAAUGUUACAAAGGGAGCUAAAAUUAUGGUAGUAGGAUCCACUUUAAAUGAUGUAUUAUCUGUCAGUGCACCAUCUAAACAGGAACUUGCUGAGGCAGCCAAAGCUGAAGCCUCAAGUAAAGAACCUUUAAGUGAAAUGAAGCAACACAAAAAAGUUUUAGAAAAAUAUGGCAAACCUGAAGAUGCCAAUCCCGGUGUUAAAAAUCGUAAAGAUCCAUUGCCCCAUGUCCCCUUAUCAGGAAUGUAUAAUAAAUCUGGUGGUAAGGUUAGAUUAACAUUUAAACUAGAAUCUGAUCAACUCUGGAUUGGAACAAAAGAAAGAACAGAUAAAAUACCUAUGAACUCAAUAAAAGCUGUAGUCAGUGAACCUAUUAAAGGCCAUGAAGAAUAUCACUUAAUGGGAAUUCAACUUGGACCUACUGAAGCUUCUAGACUCUGGAUUUAUUGGGUUCCUGCACAAUAUGUUGAUUCCGUCAAAGAUGCCAUAUUAGGAAAAUGGCAAUUUUUCUGAUUGUCAAAGACUGUUAUAGUGCUUUGUGUAUUUCUAUCAAAAAUGUUUGUAGCUAAAGCUACUCAGUUCAAUUGAUUCAUCUUCAAAUUUCCAAGAGUCAUUUACAACUUAUAGUUCUAAAUGAAGUCCUAAAACUUCCGCUUGACAAUGUCAUUUCUUGAUGGGGAUUUUAAUAUUGCAGACAAGGCCAUGUUCUUAUCCCUUCAAUACAUCUUUCACAACUUACUAAAUAAAUUACAUUUAUUCUAGUAAUAUAACUCUCUGAACUGAAUUGAUGAGUUUGAAAAAUGAUUGUUCAAUCUUCAGGUAAACUUUAAACUUAUUAUGACCUGGAAAUUUGAUGAUGUUUGAUGGGAUUAUGUUUGAAUAAUACAGCAUGAAGUGAGGGAGAUGGAAUCUCCAUAAAAACUUCUUUCUUUCGUUUACAUUUUUCUCUCAAAUCAUAGCAAGCUCUCCCUCGUUAUCUAUUAUCAACUGUCUCACAUUUGUCAGUUAAUCAAAUUUUACCAAUUAUUUUAAGUGAAAGGGAAUAUUAGCUUCAAGAUAAUACUGAUAGACUUUAAUGAAAAUAUAAACAUGGCACAUUUUUAAUUGUGACAAUUUUCAGUUGAAUGAUAAGAUGGAAAUGUGUUUAUGUUAAACUAAUAAUUGUAAAAAUGAAUAUAUUAUAAAUGCAAAGUAAUUGUAAGACUAUAAGUACUGUUCUGAAGAUAUUAUCCUGAUUCACAUGCUCAGUUAAAUUGGAUUGACUGACAACAGUGUGAGGUCAAAAAAAUGAAUGGAGUUUUACAUCCUGCUUUUCUGAGUGUGAGGUCAAUACACAGUAGCAAUAGUAUUUAUAUUUUAUACAGAUAUUCUGUUGCCUGUCGAAAAUCUUUUGAUAAUUUGUUCCUAUUUUUGUAUUUUAAUGUUAAAGUUCUGCUUAAAAGCUUUUAGGAUAUCAUUGAAAUGUUAUGUAAAUGAAUGUUUGAUUUCUUGUUUAACACCUACAAUGAAUGUAGGAGCAAUUGUCAUAGGACUUCUAUGAUAUUUUCUGUCUUUUUUUUGGCCAUUGCAGCUGAAAUGAAAAGUAGAAGAAUGAAAUAAAUUUGAAGAGUUCUAUAUUCUGUGACACAGGGAUCUCUAAUUUAGCCCCUUCAGCUACAAAAAUAAGUCGCCACUACCGUCGAUUUCUUUUCAGCCAGAACCUGCUAAUUGUGCUAGAUUCCAGUCAGGUACCUUAUGAUCAUCACAAAACCUCAAUUAAUUUAUAAACUGAUAACUUUUAAUUAAGUCUACUUUAAUUGUUAAAACAUCUUUCAUAUGUAAAUAUCAAACUUAAAUGGUAUUUACAGAUACAAAAUCACCCUUUAAAUAUUACCUCUACCAGCUAAUGAGUGAAUGGUAUUGAUCUGUGGUCCUUUUCAAUAUUCAAAUCCUCCAUCUGAUUUUCAUGCAAUUUGACAAUAUUAUGUACCUUGGAAGUUCACUAAUCUCUUCCAGGAUGUGAUCAACAAGAAGUUAUAGUCAAUGACGUCCUUAUAAUGCUUAUAUGCUUAAAUAUGAGAUUGUUAUAAUGUUGCCAAAAUCCAAACGGAUUAAAGUUUGGAAGGUGAUACUGAUAGCUUCAAUUCAACUGUUAUAAGCUGGUUGAGGAAAUACUCAAUUGAAUCCUUUUAAUUUUAAUACAUAUACAUUUAUAUAUACAUGAUUUAUUUUCUGGUACAUCAUGUACCAAAUACUAUGGAGUUUAGAACCGAAACCAAAAUAAAAUGAAAUUAUACAGUUUGACUGUGAUUUAUUGUUGAAUUAUAAAGAAAUAUUGUUUGUCCCAUGCUAAUAAUAGGAUAAAGAAAUUCCAUCCA
Lottia gigantea (owl limpet) is the source of this 2720-nucleotide messenger RNA. RefSeq lists its product as hypothetical. The coding region runs from base 1 to 876 and encodes 291 amino acids. The record is from RefSeq and is a predicted model, not a curated record. The transcript is spliced from 7 exons. Lineage: Eukaryota; Metazoa; Mollusca; Gastropoda; Lottiidae. Gene Ontology annotation, molecular function: cadherin binding; RNA binding.